AUGGUGUUUGCUCUGGCUUCGCGCACGCUUCGCUCUUCGAGCUACCGCCCCGUUCUCUCGCAGCUUGCCGGUGCCCGCCGUGGUUACGCUGAGGCUGUGAGUGACAAACUGAAGCUGAGCUUCGUUGUCCCCCACUCGGCCAUCUACGAUGGUGUUGAGGUGACGCAGGUGAACGUCCCGGCCGUCUCGGGUGACCUUGGUAUUCUUUCGGCCCACGUCCCGACUGUGGAGCAGAUUCGUCCUGGUGUGCUUGAGGUGAUUGAGUCGAGUGGCACUAGCAAGAAGUUCUUCGUGUCGAGCGGCUUUGCUUCGAUCCACCCUAACAACACUCUCACUGUGAAUGCUGUUGAGGCGUACCCUCUUGACCAGUUCUCGCCCGAGGCUAUCCGCCAGGGUCUGUCGGAGGCCCAGCGCGUUCUCUCGAGCAAUGCUUCGGCGGAGGAGAAGGCUGAGGCUGAGAUUGAAGUCGAGGUGUACACUGCUCUCCAGACCGCUCUGUCGCACAACUAA
This is a messenger RNA of Malassezia pachydermatis, 510 nucleotides long. RefSeq names its product epsilon subunit of f1f0-atp synthase n-terminal domain-containing protein. NCBI's taxonomy places the organism in Eukaryota, Fungi, Basidiomycota, Malasseziomycetes, Malasseziales, Malasseziaceae. Gene Ontology annotation, molecular function: proton-transporting ATP synthase activity, rotational mechanism. Gene Ontology annotation, biological process: proton motive force-driven ATP synthesis. The record is from RefSeq and is a predicted model, not a curated record. The coding region runs from base 1 to 510 and encodes 169 amino acids. The transcript has 4 exons.